AUGUUGAGAGUCCGGAAAAGGGGCUACUUUGGGAUUUGGUCAUUCUUCUUAAUAAUAGCAAUGGUGUGUGCACAGAGUGUCAAUGACCCUAGCAAUAUGUCGCUGGUAAAAGAGACCGUGGAUAGACUGCUGAAAGGCUAUGACAUUCGCCUGAGGCCAGAUUUUGGAGGUCCCCCAGUGGCUGUUGGCAUGAACAUAGACAUUGCCAGCAUAGACAUGGUAUCAGAAGUCAAUAUGGACUAUACUUUGACAAUGUACUUUCAGCAAGCAUGGAGGGAUAAGAGGCUGUCGUAUAAUGUAAUACCUUUAAAUCUUACACUGGACAAUAGAGUAGCUGAUCAGCUUUGGGUUCCUGAUACCUACUUCUUGAAUGACAAGAAAUCAUUUGUACAUGGGGUCACUGUGAAGAACAGAAUGAUUCGUUUGCAUCCAGAUGGAACAGUCCUCUAUGGUCUCAGAAUUACAACAACAGCUGCUUGUAUGAUGGAUCUACGAAGAUACCCGCUGGAUGAACAAAACUGCACACUGGAGAUUGAGAGCUAUGGCUAUACAACAGAUGACAUUGAAUUUUACUGGCGUGGGGGAGAUAAUGCAGUCACAGGAGUGACAAAGAUUGAACUGCCACAAUUCUCCAUUGUAGACUUCAGGCUUGUCACCAAGAAUGUUGUUUUCUCUACAGGUGCCUACCCAAGGCUGUCUCUCAGCUUUAAACUUAAGAGAAACAUUGGCUACUUCAUUCUGCAGACCUACAUGCCUUCCAUUCUGAUCACUAUCCUCUCCUGGGUUUCAUUCUGGAUUAAUUAUGAUGCUUCAGCUGCAAGAGUUGCUUUAGGAAUCACAACUGUGCUCACUAUGACAACCAUCAAUACCCAUCUUCGAGAGACUCUUCCCAAAAUUCCCUAUGUGAAAGCCAUUGACAUGUAUCUGAUGGGAUGCUUUGUCUUCGUUUUUAUGGCCCUGCUGGAAUAUGCAUUGGUCAACUACAUCUUCUUUGGCAGGGGACCCCAACGUCAAAAGAAAGCGGCAGAAAAAGCUGCCAGUGCCAACAAUGAGAAGUUGCGAAUGGACGUCAAUAAGGUCUUUUAUAAAGAUAUUAAACAAAAUGGGACCGAAUUCCGAUCCCUGGACCCCACUGGAAAUCUCUCCCCAACUAGACGGACUACCAAUUACGAUUACUCUCUGUAUACGAUGGAUCCACAUGAAAACAUUUUGUUGAGCACACUUGAAAUUAAAAAUGAGAUGGCCGCCUCCGAGGCUGUUAUGGGGCUUGGGGACCCUAGAAGCACUAUGCUGGCCUACGAUACUUCAAGCAUCCAGUACCGGAAAGCUGGCUUGCCCAGACACAGCUUUGGUCGCAAUGCCCUGGAGCGACAUGUGGCACAAAAGAAAAGUAGGCUACGGAGACGUGCCUCUCAACUGAAAAUUAACAUCCCUGACUUGACUGAUGUAAAUGCCAUAGAUCGAUGGUCACGCAUAUUCUUCCCUGUUGUUUUUUCCUUCUUCAAUAUUGUCUAUUGGCUUUACUAUGUGAACUAA
Messenger RNA from Emys orbicularis (European pond turtle), 1536 nucleotides. RefSeq names its product gamma-aminobutyric acid type A receptor subunit beta2 (gene GABRB2). Gene Ontology annotation, molecular function: neurotransmitter receptor activity; chloride channel activity; extracellular ligand-gated monoatomic ion channel activity. Lineage: Eukaryota; Metazoa; Chordata; Testudines; Emydidae. The record is from RefSeq and is a predicted model, not a curated record. The transcript has 10 exons. Gene Ontology annotation, cellular component: plasma membrane; GABA-A receptor complex; neuron projection. Gene Ontology annotation, biological process: nervous system process; signal transduction; chemical synaptic transmission. Bases 1 to 1536 code for a protein of 511 amino acids.